AUGAAGAGCGUUACUCUUCUUUUCCUAGUAGUGAUCUGUGGCAUGGGAGGAUUAGGACAGAAGCUGAAACCAAAGAAAAGAAGCAACGGUGAAGAAAUCAAUUUUCGGACUAAAGCCAAAGAUGUCUGCACAAUGAGCGUGAGCGGGGAUGAGGAGAUGAAACUUAGAAUUGAAUGCAAAAACCAAGGCAAGUCUUACUGGUGUGAAUUCACUGGCAAGCCAUCAGUCUGUCGUCCUUUCAGAAAGAAUCCAAAGAUUUACUGGAACCAGAUUGCCGUGGAACUUAGAAAGCUCCCACAUGCUUGUGAAUCUACUCAGGUGUUGAAGGCCACCAUGUGCCAAAAGGCUCCCACAGAGGCUGUUAUGAAGCAAAUAGCUGCUGGCAUGGAGCCGGAAGAUCUAGCAAAUCAGGACAAAUCAGUCCAGAAAACUUCAACUUCUACGAAGGGAGCAGGUAGAAGCUCUGUAAAGAAGACAGGGAAACCUCCAAUACUACCUCUUAUAAAACCAAUGCAACAUGGUAAAGGGUCUGCAAAUGAAACUGAAGCAAUGAAACUGGCACGAGAGCAUUGCUGGGAAUCACUGCAUGGUUUCUGCUCCUACGUUAUUGGCAUUUUUAGAGGUUAAGGAUUUCCUUCAGGUAAAACUCCCUCUUGAAGCACAGCAGAAUAUAAGAGUAAUCCUAUAAGAGCAAUGCUGUUUUGUUAUUUUGAGCUUGGGGAUCUCUCAAGGGUAUUGACAAGGGAGGUUCU
Messenger RNA from Struthio camelus australis, 752 nucleotides. It is a transcript of the gene FGFBP2, whose product is annotated as fibroblast growth factor binding protein 2. Gene Ontology annotation, molecular function: growth factor binding. Gene Ontology annotation, biological process: cell-cell signaling. The record is from RefSeq and is a predicted model, not a curated record. Lineage: Eukaryota; Metazoa; Chordata; Aves; Struthioniformes; Struthionidae.